Hibiscus syriacus is the source of this 828-nucleotide messenger RNA. Its product is annotated as protein diaphanous homolog 2-like. The coding region runs from base 1 to 828 and encodes 275 amino acids. Gene Ontology annotation, molecular function: nucleic acid binding; zinc ion binding. The transcript is spliced from 3 exons. Lineage: Eukaryota; Viridiplantae; Streptophyta; Magnoliopsida; Malvales; Malvaceae. The record is from RefSeq and is a predicted model, not a curated record.
AUGUCGGGUUCGGAAGGCAUAAGACGGGCCACCGAACAAGAGGUUCCUGAGGGAAUCGGUAGUGGGAGUAGUAACGAGGUAGAGCACGUACCCCAACGUCAGGGAGAACAUGUACCUCAGGAAGUACCCGCUCCAGAUCAAAGAACGUCCUUACAAGCUCUAGAGGAUAUCUUAGCUCGAUAUCAGCCGGCAACAGCCCCUUCCCUUCCUCCGCCUCCACCUCCUCCUCCACCUCCUCCUCCAGUUCCAAGAAUAUCGGUUCCGAAAGAAUUAAAAAGUUUAGGAGCUGCAGAAUUUAAAGGUGAAGCAAAUGAAGGCCCAGUAGUGGCAGACAUGUGGCUGAAUAAUGGUGGUAAAUCUGUUUACGAAUAUGAAUGUGAGUUUAAUAAACUUGCUCGAAUUGCCUCAGAGAUGGAAGUGGUAAACAAAGCAAAAGAUUUGGAAAUGGCGCAAAAUGAGAAUUUUAUGAUAGAGCGGAGACAACAAUCUAAAAGAUCAGGAGCAUCAUUCUCAUCUCAAUCUAAAAGAGGUCGAGGUUCAUGUUAUCAACACCAGAGUAAAUCCGAAGUUGGUGCACCUAGUCGCAGAGGAUCCGAGGCUAAGGAAAAAGGGCGUCAGGUACAGACAAUGACUACAAGAGCUGGCAGAUCAGCUCAGUCUCAGGGAAAACACCCAUUAUGUCCACGGUGUGGAAAGAAUCAUUCUGAUGAAUUUAGAGCGGGAUCAGGAGUUUGUUUUCGUUGUGGAGACGCAGGUCAUUAUAUCAUAGAUUGUCCAAUGGCAGAAGAGAGAUCUGUUCAAAUAGAGAGAUCAGUGGCAAUGCCUUAG